UACUCCAGGUGUCAGGCUCCAGAUCCCUCGAUCUGUUUCUGUGGGAGGAGCAGGAGAUUAGACGAGCGCUAUAAAAGCGUCCAGCAGACACACUGGACACAAGCUGGACCCGAGACACAGAAGAAGAACCAGAAACUCCAGCAGACGUAAGUGGCAGACAUGGACGCCCCAGCACCCGCUGAGAAGAGAGGACCACCAAGGUUCAAGCAGAGGGUCGCUCGCACCUUCAAGAGCAAGGCUCCCAAACCCGGACAGAAAGGCUUCGGAGACGACAUCCCUGGAAUGGAGGGUCUUGGCACCGACAUCACGGUGAUCUGCCCCUGGGAAGCUUACGGCGACAUGGAGCUUAGUGAUCUGGCCAAAUAUGGGAUCAUGUAGCCUCCUGCUCUCUUCCUGAGAUCAUCCAUCAGCCAGUAUUAUUGAGUAUCACUAGUUUAUAGAAUCGUCCAUUCACGCCAAGACUGAACCGACGGCAGACACUCUCAGGACAAGCACAAAGAAGAGGGAUGUGAUUAACAGAUUGGGGAAAAAGGACACCGUAACUCUUUCACCACGAGGUCUGGCUCUUCUGGAGCGGCACUGGAGCUCGAAGCAGCAGGAAUCCAUCUCACCGACACGAUAUCAUUCCGUCUCUCUUUCCUAAUGUUGUAGAAAAAUAAAGAACUACGUUUAAAUCAA
Cyprinus carpio (common carp) is the source of this 678-nucleotide messenger RNA. RefSeq names its product retinal cone rhodopsin-sensitive cGMP 3',5'-cyclic phosphodiesterase subunit gamma. The record is from RefSeq and is a predicted model, not a curated record. Gene Ontology annotation, molecular function: 3',5'-cyclic-nucleotide phosphodiesterase activity; cGMP binding. Gene Ontology annotation, cellular component: photoreceptor outer segment membrane. Gene Ontology annotation, biological process: positive regulation of epidermal growth factor receptor signaling pathway; positive regulation of G protein-coupled receptor signaling pathway; visual perception. Lineage: Eukaryota; Metazoa; Chordata; Actinopteri; Cypriniformes; Cyprinidae.